This is a messenger RNA of Medicago truncatula (barrel medic), 2391 nucleotides long. RefSeq lists its product as uncharacterized. NCBI's taxonomy places the organism in Eukaryota, Viridiplantae, Streptophyta, Magnoliopsida, Fabales, Fabaceae. The record is from RefSeq and is a predicted model, not a curated record. The transcript is spliced from 2 exons. Bases 80 to 1789 code for a protein of 569 amino acids.
UAACAAAGAGAGAGUAAUUAUAGAAAAAAAGAGAGUAUCGAAGGAAAGAAAGAAAAAAGAAGCAAAUCUCGAUGAUCAUAUGGAGAUGCUUGAUUCCGUGUGCUUUUGUAGGAAUUCUUCAAUUACAUUCGCUCAAUCCUCUUCCCCUCUUCCUCAAAUCUUUUCUCUUCCUCAACCCAUUCCUCAAUGGCCUCAAGGACAAGGUUUUGCCUCAGGAGUUGUAAAUCUUGGUGAAAUAGAAGUUUCCAAGGUCACAAGGUUUGAGUUCAUUUGGAGCACUGCUAUACUAAACCCGAAAAAAGCUGUUAUAUUCUACAAGCCUGUAGGAAUACCUCACACUUUCCAUAUCCUUGGUCACUAUUGUCAACCUAGUGACAAACCUUUACGAGGUUUUGUACUUGUCGCAAAGGAAACAAGAAUUCAUUUUUCCGAAACUAACGUGGAAAAGCUACCUGCUCUGAGGAAUCCCCUUGAUUUUGAGUUAGUUUGGAGUUCAAAUGCGCCUGCCAGUCUGGAAAUUUCAAGUGGGUGCGGUUACUUCUGGCUACCCGAACCUCCUGAAGGUUACAAAGCCGUUGGCUACUUAGUUACAGACAAACCUGAAAAGCCUAAGUUGGAUGAAAUGUGUUGUGUUCGUGCCGAUCUUACUGACAAAUGUGAACCUUACCAUGUAAAAUUUGCUGUUGCUUCUAAAAUUCCAGAGUUAUCAUUUCAGCUAUCGAGCUCGAGACCUUGUGACCGUGGCAUGCUAGGGAAAGGUGUUUGUGUUGGGACUUUUCUCUGCAGUAGUGGUUUGAGCAAUGGAGAAGAGAACCCUAUUGCAUGCUUGAAGAACUUAAAUGCUGCGCUACAAUCAAUGCCUAAUUUGCAACAAAUUCAUGGACUUAUUAACCAUUAUGGCCCUACUGUUUUCUUUCACCCUGAGGAAAUUUACUUGCCAUCUUCUGUUGAUUGGUUUUUCAGCAAUGGAGCCCUUUUGUGCAGAAAGGGUAUGUGUACAGGAGAGGGAAUCGAUGCAACUGGCUCAAAUCUACCAUCUGGAGGAUCAAAUGAUGGCCAAUUUUGGAUAGAAUUGCCGAGUGAUGAUCGAAGGGAUUUUAUCAAACGCGGGGAUUUAAAUAGUGCAAAGCUUUAUGUUCAUGUGAAGCCGGCUCUUGGUGGGACUUUUACAGACAUUGCAAUGUGGAUAUUUUGCCCUUUCAACGGACCAGCCACUUUGAAAGUUGGAAUAAAAAAUAUACCUUUGAGCAAGAUUGGAGAGCAUGUUGGUGACUGGGAGCAUUUCACACUUCGUAUAUGUAACUUUGCCGGAGAGCUCUAUAGCAUAUACUUCUCACAACACAGUGGCGGUGAAUGGAUGGACACAUGUGACUUGGAUUAUAUUGAUGGAAAUAAAGCCAUUGUUUACUCGUCAAAAAGUGGACAUGCAAGUUACCCUCGUCCUGGAACGUACAUCCAAGGAUCUUCAAAACUAGGGCUUGGCAUUAGGAACGAUGCUGUUCGUAGUAAUUUGUACGUGGACUCCAGUAUCCAUUAUGAAGUUGUUGCAGCUGAAUAUCUAGAAAAUGUUGUCGCUGAGCCUAAUUGGUUGCAGUUUAUGAGAAAGUGGGGUCCCAAAAUUAUUUAUGAUUCAAAAACUGAGUUGGAUAAGGUUAUCAAUGCACUUCCGCGCAUGCUUCAGUAUUCAAUGAGAGACUUGAUUAACAAGUUACCGGUGGAGCUCUAUGGCGAGGAAGGUCCUACUGGGCCAAAAGAGAAAAAUAAUUGGAUACAUGAUGAGAGAUGGUGAGAUAGGUGUUUGGCUGAUGAUUUAUGCACUAAUGAUGGAAUAGUUGCAAAUGUCUCACAAUUGGAUUGAAAUGAAUGAGAAUUCUUACACUCACUGCUACUUUCUAGUAUUCAACUUGUUUUGCAGAUCCAAAUUUGUUUAGCAUAAGAUUUUACAGCUAUCAUCCUUGAUAAAUUAUGCUAGCAUGGAAUCAUGUCAAAGAUUCAUAUUCCUUACACCAGAUAGAAUUGUAAGGCCCUGCACAGUUUCUUCGGCAUAUACUGCAAAAGCAACUCAAGUCAUUAGUCAGGUCACAGUUUGAUUAUUUCCUCAGCAAAUUGGGCACUUGGAAUUUUAAUGUGCCAACUUGAGGGGGGGCAUUAAGAUAAAUAUUGAUAAAUAUGUUUAUAAAAAUUGUAAUCUGCAUGUUUAUAGAUUGAUAGAUGAGGAAAUCUCAGACAUAUAUAUCUUAGACUGAUUGAUAGACAUUAGCUAUUGUAGGAAAUUUUUUAGGAGUAACAUUAGAAGUAUAUUCUUGAGUAAUUGUAGGGGGUAGAAGCUUAUUCUUUUGAUUUUAUUCUUGUAUAUAUAUUCAGAUCAUAUCAAUGAAAAAGUUUGACAGA